AUGCUGCACCAAUACAACUAUGAUAACAAGAGUGAACAGUCUCGAAGCUAUGGCAUGAGGGACCAGCUAUGGCUAGAAGCUAGGGCACGAAUCUAUGACACUUUGCAGCUCAAAUCAUGCUGCAAUAAUACAGCUAUUACAGCUGCAUGCAUGAGUCUCCUGAGAAGAUGUAAGAGGAAUCACGCGAGGAGCAGCUUUCUCCAAAACGCCAUCUUCUCCAACAAGAUCAUUAUGUUCUCUAAAUCCUAUUGCCCGUAUUGCCUUCGUGCCAAGUGGAUUUUCAGUGAGCUAAAUGAGAAACCUUAUGUUGUAAAGCUUGAUCUCAGAGACGAUGGAGGUAAAAUCCAGUAUGUCCUUCUGGAUUUAAUAGGUCGAAGCACUGUUCCACAAGUGUUUGUGAAUUGCAAAAAUAUUGGAGGCUCUGAUGAUCUCAAAGCUGCGGUCGAUGAUGGUACACUGCAAAGGUUUCUAGCUGCAAGUUGAUGAACUGUUAGAAAGAAGGAAAUACAAUCAUUCG
Hibiscus syriacus is the source of this 517-nucleotide messenger RNA. RefSeq names its product glutaredoxin-C3-like. The record is from RefSeq and is a predicted model, not a curated record. Gene Ontology annotation, molecular function: glutathione disulfide oxidoreductase activity. Bases 1 to 483 code for a protein of 160 amino acids. Gene Ontology annotation, cellular component: cytoplasm. The transcript has 5 exons. Gene Ontology annotation, biological process: cellular response to oxidative stress. NCBI's taxonomy places the organism in Eukaryota, Viridiplantae, Streptophyta, Magnoliopsida, Malvales, Malvaceae.